UGGGGAUGACACAGAUAGCAAGUCCGAGUCAGAGCUGCCGCUACAUUUAGGAGAAGCAGCGGUGACUGCAGCUCCACCUCCAGGGGGGUCCGUGGGGGGGUGGUGUCAGGGGAAUGGACGUCACCCCCCUGGGGUCUCUGCUGCCGGCUACUCUCCUCUCCACGCACUGGACCCUGCAUGCCUGGAGAAGGGCCCUGGGUGCCUAGGGAAGGGCCUGGACUUCUCUCUCAAGCAGAUUGCAGCGCAGAGAACUCCUCCAGGGAAGAAGUUGAAGCAGUAUCAGCCCUCCCAGGACGCCCGAGGUCCCCCAGGGCCCCCGCCGGCCUGCGCCUGAGUGCACGGCGCCCGCGGCCAUGGCGCAGGAGAACGCGGCCUUCUCGCCCGGGCCGGAGGAGCCUCCGCGGCGCCGCGGCCGCCAGCGCUACGUGGAGAAGGACGGCCGCUGCAACGUGCAGCAGGGCAACGUGCGCGAGACCUACCGCUACCUGACCGACCUGUUCACCACGCUGGUGGACCUGCAGUGGCGCCUCAGCCUGCUCUUCUUCGUGCUCGCCUACGCGCUCACCUGGCUCUUCUUCGGCGCCAUCUGGUGGCUGAUCGCCUACGGCCGCGGCGACCUGGAGCACCUGGAGGACACCGCGUGGACGCCGUGCGUCAACAACCUCAACGGCUUCGUGGCCGCCUUCCUCUUCUCCAUCGAGACGGAGACCACCAUCGGCUACGGGCACCGCGUCAUCACCGACCAGUGCCCCGAGGGCAUCGUGCUGCUGCUGCUGCAGGCCAUCCUGGGCUCCAUGGUGAACGCCUUCAUGGUGGGCUGCAUGUUCGUCAAGAUCUCGCAGCCCAACAAGCGCGCCGCCACGCUCGUCUUCUCCUCGCACGCCGUGGUGUCGCUGCGCGACGGCCGCCUCUGCCUCAUGUUCCGCGUGGGCGACCUGCGCUCGUCGCACAUCGUCGAGGCCUCCAUCCGCGCCAAGCUCAUCCGCUCGCGCCAGACGCUCGAGGGCGAGUUCAUCCCGCUGCACCAGACCGACCUCAGCGUGGGCUUCGACACCGGCGACGACCGCCUCUUCCUGGUCUCACCGCUCGUCAUCAGCCAUGAGAUCGACGCCGCCAGCCCCUUCUGGGAGGCGUCACGCCGCGCCCUGGAGAGGGACGACUUCGAGAUCGUUGUCAUCCUCGAGGACAUGGUGGAAGCCACGGGAAUGACUUGCCAAGCUCGGAGCUCCUACCUGGUGGACGAGGUGCUGUGGGGCCACCGCUUCACGUCCGUGCUGACCCUGGAGGACGGCUUCUACGAGGUGGACUAUGCCAGCUUCCACCAGACCUUCGAGGUGCCCACACCCUCGUGCAGCGCCCGGGAGCUGGCGGAGGCUGCGGCCCGCCUCGAUGCCCACCUUUACUGGUCCAUCCCCAGCCGACUGGAUGAGAAGGUGGAGGAGGAGGGCGCGGGGGAGGGCGCGGGGGAGGGCGAGGGUGCUGGGGCCGACAAGGAGCAGAAUGGCUGUCUGCCACCCCCAGAGAGUGAGUCCAAGGUGUGACCAGUUUCCUCCAGACCUCUGUGGCAGACCGGGGGCCGGACCCAGGUAAAUGGGGAGCCGGUGUUUGGAGGUGAGUGAAGAGGAGCCAGGCAAGGUCCCUGGGAAUCGCUGAAGUUGGAGAGGACCUCAGGACCUGGAGGCUAGGAUCCAGCAUGGUCCAGGAGCGGGAGGGUGGGGCUGGGGAACAUCCUGUCUGUGUCUGACCUUCGCAUCUGUUCAUGGGCGGAUAGACGGACAGAGGAUGGACUGAGGGCUGGAUGGAAAGGUGGUGGCAGAGAGAGCUGCUCACGGGUAGGUAAAUGGACGGACUGACAUUGGUGCAGUCUAGGCCACUGCUAACCUGCAGAACACCUUUAUGCAAAUUCCAAAAAGAACCCCUUCCUCCAGAUUUUGCUGCCCUAAAGCAGGGUGCAUGGCGUGGGGAGCAGAGUGUGGGAUGGGGUGCAGCCCCCUCACCUCCUUGAUCAGCCUUCCCGUAUGACCCCCCUGUGUAACUGGACACAGUAGCCCCAAGCUGAACCAGAGGAGAGAGCUGGGGGAGUGGGCAGCGAUGGGGAGGUGCCCUCCCAGCUUCGCCCCUACCACCGUGAUAGGCUGUGCAGGAAGAUGGCGGGCUCCGAGGACGCCCAGCGAGGCGCAGUUGACCCUAGUUCACACUGAUGCAGGGAAGCAGCAGCUGGGCCUGGGGGCAGGGCCAGGGAGCAGAGAAUCAGGGGUGGCUAUUUUCUGCAGAGGCAGGAAGGGAGGGAGAGGUUCUGGGAGAGAAGGGCCAGAGGGCGAUCUCCAAAGUGAGUUUGGAGAGGGGAGUCUGUCCUUGGAGCACAGGCACUGAUGCCCUGUGGGGCAGACACCCACGGAAUACAGGGCACUAGGAGACAGGAUGAUGGCUGCGGCGGCCAGGCGAGGUACACGGUUCACACCGAGAAGCUGCGCAGUCUGUCAGAGCAGGGGGAGGGAUGUCGCGGUGAUCAGAAAGCAGGGGGCUAAGUGAGGCACCGGCAGCGGUGUGAGCCGGCAGUCCCACACCAGUGUGUACCAGAGUCACUGGAGGGCUCAUUGAAACCCAGGUUGCCCCACUCCCUGGCCCUCUGCCUCAGGAGGCCUGCUUUUGGGUGGGACCACAAAGCUGCAUUUCUAAGCAGGCCCCUGGUGGUGCUGUUGGACGUGGAGAUGGCGAGUGAGCUGGGGGGUAGCUGGGAGCCAUUGAGGAGCCUUGGGGAGUGGACAGACAGGAAGACUGUGUGUGAGGAGGGAACAGUGGGCCAGGAGCGGCAGUCGGUAGAAGGGAGGCAGCAGGAAGGUGACGGACAGGGCAGGUACGAGGAAGUGUAGACAGCCUUGAGCCAGAGCAAGAGGGACUUCAGAGGCCAAAGAUGAUCCCUCGUAGGACCGAGUAUGGGAGAGUGUGAGAGAAGCGGGAGGAGGCCGCACGUUUGUGUGCCCAAGCCUGCCGUGUGCGCAGCUGGGACAGGGCCCUGGAGGCACGGCUCCCAUCCCACCCCUGCCCCUUCCCAGUCUCCAGCGGCAGGCCCCCCCCCCC
Messenger RNA from Tupaia belangeri chinensis (Chinese tree shrew), 3081 nucleotides. It is a transcript of the gene KCNJ9, whose product is annotated as potassium inwardly rectifying channel subfamily J member 9. The transcript is spliced from 4 exons. NCBI's taxonomy places the organism in Eukaryota, Metazoa, Chordata, Mammalia, Scandentia, Tupaiidae. Bases 354 to 1541 code for a protein of 395 amino acids. Gene Ontology annotation, biological process: regulation of monoatomic ion transmembrane transport; potassium ion import across plasma membrane. Gene Ontology annotation, cellular component: plasma membrane. The record is from RefSeq and is a predicted model, not a curated record. Gene Ontology annotation, molecular function: G-protein activated inward rectifier potassium channel activity.